Dermacentor silvarum is the source of this 668-nucleotide messenger RNA. Its product is annotated as acidic phospholipase A2 PA4-like. Gene Ontology annotation, biological process: phospholipid metabolic process; arachidonate secretion. The transcript has 4 exons. NCBI's taxonomy places the organism in Eukaryota, Metazoa, Arthropoda, Arachnida, Ixodida, Ixodidae. The record is from RefSeq and is a predicted model, not a curated record. The coding region runs from base 29 to 628 and encodes 199 amino acids.
UCCAAGCGCGCUUGUCACCGACGUAACGAUGGAUGAAAUGGGAGUGUUCGUGGACAAGUGCGUCGACCGAGAGCCGGAGACGAAACGAUCCUCGUUGUUGGAUUUGUUAGGCACCGCACUUCAAAGCCUCUUGAUAUACCCAGGUACCAAAUGGUGUGGAGCUGGCGACAUUGCCAAGAACUACGACGACUUGGGGAGGGCCAAAGAUAUUGAUAUGUGCUGUCGCGACCACGAUCACGCCUCAGACAACAUAUUGGCAUUCCAGACAAAGCACGGAAUCAAGAAUUAUAGGUUCUAUACAAUGACCAACUGCGACGACGAUGAGAAGUUCUUCAACUGUCUUGUGAACUCGAGUAAUGUUGUUACGGCAUCCGUCGGCAUCGCUUACUUUGAUAUGCUCAGAACCAAGUGCUUCAAGUACGGACAUCCUUUAAAAUGCACCAGCUACAAUCCGUUUCGCAUGCUGCUUGUUCGACCACCUUGCAAAAGCCAAGUGGAAGACACGUCGAAACCUAAGAGAUGGAGUGUCGAGUACCCGCCGAAUUUCUUAGAGGCUUUCGUUAACAGGAAGAAGUGCGACCUUAGGAAUGCGCUCUCGGCACCAGAGGAUGAUGGCACGGAGUAUUAAAACUGAUGAUGCCGCGGAACUAACUACACAGCGAAAUACG